GGUAUAUACGGUUGUGGUGACAUCAGGAGCGUUGGGGGAGGGGACAUUACUAUUAACCCCUUCAGGUUUCUCCAAUCCAGGAUCCUCUGCUGAUAUCUUCUAUAUAAGAGAAUUCUCCUGGAUGACCCAUCAACCAUGGAGAGAGACAGGAACAAGAUGGCCGACAGGAUCAUAAACCUCACCCUACAGAUACUCUUCCGGCUUACUGGAGAGGAUUACACAGUAGUGAAGAAGUCCUCUAGUGGGCACUGUCGGGCCCCUGUGUGUGAAGGAUGGGGAAGAACCCUGAGCCCAAUACCGGGGCCCCCACCUCACUCCCUGAUACAUGAGGAAAUGGAUGAACAGAAGAUUCUAGAACUCAUCAAAAACAUGAUGGAGCUGCUGACCGGAGAGGUUCCUAUAAGGUGUCAGGACGUGGCAGUCCAUUCCUCCCUGGAGAAUUGGGAGUAUGUAGAAGGACACAAGGAUCAGUACAAGGAUCAGGUCAUGAUGGAGGAUCAGCAGCCCCUCACAUCACCAGUCAGAUCCAGUAAGAGAACAGCACCAGAGAGGUGUCCCCGUCCUCUUCUUCCACAGGAUGUUCAGGGAGAAGAUCUGAACAAUAUUAAUGCUCCAGAGACAGAUGUGAGUGGUGAUGAGCAGUAUAAGGAGAACAUUCCUACAGGAAAAGAUCUGAUCUAUAUUAAUGCUACAGACAUAAAGGAAGAAGAGACAGAUGUGAGCGGUGAUGAGCAGUAUAAGGAGGAUAUUCCUACAGGGAAAGAGCUGAUCUAUAUUAAUACUACAGACAUAAAGGAAGAAGAAGAGACAGAUGUGAGCGGCCAUGAGCAGUAUAACGAGGACAUUCCAACAAGAAAAGAUCUGAACAAUAUUAAUGCUACAGUCAUAAAGGAAGAAGAAGAAGAGACAAAUGUGAGCGGUGAUGAGCAGUAUAAGGAGGACAUUCCUACAGGUAACCACCCAGAUUCUUGUAGCAGGAGAUCAGAGGAGAAUCUUAUAUCUUCAGAUUAUAAAGCAGAUGAUGAUAUCACACAAGAUACAUAUGAAGAACAUUCCAUUAUCCCAGAUACACCCUCAGCCCUUCACAGCCAAGAUCUGUCAUCUCAUCCUUAUAUACAGGUCCUGUCUUCUCACUCAUCACAGAAAGGUCACAGAAGGGGUGUUGGACAUCAACAAGAUCACACAGGAAAAAAAACAUAUUCAUGCUCAGAAUGUGGGAAAUAUUUUACACAGAAAUCGAAUCUUAUUCAGCAUCAAAGAACUCACACAGGAGAGAAGCCAUUUUCAUGUUCAGAAUGUGGGAAAUGUUUUACUCAGCAGCCAAGUCUUAUUGGACAUCAAAGAACUCACACAGGGGAGAGGCCAUUUUCAUGUUCAGAAUGUGGAAAAUGUUAUACUUUUAAAUCAGAUCUUGUUGUACAUCAAAGAACUCACACAGGAGAGAAGCCAUUUUCAUGCUCAGAAUGUGGAAAAUGCUAUACUAAGAAAACAAAUCUUGUUCAACAUCAAAAAACUCACACAGGGGAGAAGCCAUUUUCAUGUUCAGAAUGUGGAAAAUGCUUUAUUAGGAAAUCAUAUCUUGUUAAACAUCAGAGAACUCACACUGGGGAGAAGCCAUUUUUAUGUUCAGAAUGUGGGAAAUGUUUCUCUCACAAAUCAAGUCUUCUUCAACAUCAAAGAAGUCACACAGAGGAGAAGCCAUUUUCAUGUGCAGAAUGUGGGAAAUGUUUCUCUCACAAAUCAAAUCUUCUUCAACAUCAUCAAAGAAGUCACACAGAGGAGAAGCCAUUUUCAUGUGCAGAGUGUGGGAAAUGUUUUACUCGGAAAUCAGACCUUGUUGUACAUCAAAGAACUCACACAGGAGAGAAGCCAUUUUCAUGCUCAGAAUGUGGAAAAUGUUUCUCUCACAAAUCAAGUCUUCUUCAACAUCAAAUAAGUCACACAGAGGCGAAGCCAUUUUCAUGUGCAGAAUGUGGGAAAUGUUUCUCUCACAAAUCAAAUCUUCAACAUCAUCAAAGAAGUCACACAGAGGAGAAGCCAUUUUCAUGUGCAGAGUGUGGGAAAUGUUUUACUCAGAAAUCAGACCUUCUUGUACAUCAAAGAAUUCACACAGGGAAGAAGCCAAUUUAGAGCAAUAUAUAUCAACAAGAAAUGAAGUCUUAUUUAUCAUCAAAAAACACACAGGGGUUCUGAAUGUGGAAAAUGUUUUACUGGGAAAUCAAGUUUUGUUUAUCAUCAAAGAACUCACACCGUAGAGAAGCCAUUUUCAUGUUCGGAAUGCGGGAAAUAUUUUACUGAGAAAGCAACACUUAAAAGACAUAAGAAUUCACACAGGAGAGAAGCCAAUUCAGAGCAAUAAAUGACACAGAUAUCACAUCUAUAUAUUAUCCAUGUACAUAGGAUAUCUGACAUCUAUAUAUAUCUUAUACUGCAGGGGUCUCAAAUUGGCGGCCCUCCAGAUGUUGCAAAACUUCAACUCCCAGCAUGCCUGUGAGGGGAGUCAGCUUGUUAUACAUUUUUAUAUAACCUUUUAUAAUAAUCCUUUAUAUGAUUAUACGCCAUUUUGUAUAUCAUCAGCCAUGUUGUCUAUAGUCCACCAUCUUGUCUAUGUUCCUUCAUUAUGAACUGAGUGUGAACUUUACCAGAAUUAUAACCAGGAAACUUGUAAACAAGAACCACAACUGCUGAGCGUACAGAAAACUCCAAGGCUACUGAGUCUGAAGACGUUCACACUUCCCGUCCUUCCUACUUAGAGAUAAGACGCCUGUUUGUAACCAGGUAUCAUUGGGCAGUUUGCCGUCCUUUCAUCUUUGCCUAUAAGAAUUCUGCUGUAUGUAGUAAACGUCAGAAGACGCUGUAUACAGAUCCCAGUCUGUGUCAUUUCUUCCAAUCUAUCAGGCCUGAUUGAUAAAACAUUUCCAAUUUGGCCUCGAACAGCAAAUGUACCUGAAGGAAUUGGUUAAAUUCCUUAACAUGGCCGACAACGGUUAUCUGCAGCCAACGGCUGUCCGGGCAUGCUGGGAGUUAAAGUUAUACAACAUCUGGAGGGCCACCAGUUUGAGACCCCUGAUAUACUGCAUCUCCAAACUUGUUACCAAUUGUUAAUAAAAGUUUUCUUUCUUAUAUGAUUUAUUAUUCUUACAUCCAUCUCCGCACACUGGACUUAUAAUAAAUGUAAUAUUGUCCCUGACGUUG
This is a messenger RNA of Hyla sarda, 3195 nucleotides long. Its product is annotated as oocyte zinc finger protein XlCOF7.1-like. Gene Ontology annotation, molecular function: DNA-binding transcription factor activity; RNA polymerase II cis-regulatory region sequence-specific DNA binding. Lineage: Eukaryota; Metazoa; Chordata; Amphibia; Anura; Hylidae. The coding region runs from base 136 to 2130 and encodes 664 amino acids. The record is from RefSeq and is a predicted model, not a curated record. Gene Ontology annotation, biological process: regulation of transcription by RNA polymerase II. The transcript is spliced from 7 exons.